CCCAAAGCCACGCGGUUGCUUAGUUUUUCGGAAAAUGAAGUUUUCUCUGGGAUUGCUGGUGCUCCUUGCUUGUGGCGCCACCUUUGUGGUUGCUGAUCAGGAUUACGAAGGUUAUCGAAUUUACGAGGUGACACCUUCCAAUGCCGAACAGGCGAGUAUUUUGCACCAACUAAGUGCCGAGGGUUUUGACUUCAUUGGGCAGAGUCGCCUUUUGGGGCAACCUUCGCGAGUGAUUGUGAGUCCUGGUCAGCUGGAUAAGUUCCUGCAGCUCGUCAAGGAUCACAAGAUGAUCCACAGUCUCUUCAAUUCCAAUCUGGGAGCAUCGAUUGCCGAAGAGUUCGUCCAGCUGCAGAUGCAGCGACUUAUGAACCCAAUCACUGGCAAAGGUCGCCUGAGCAACGAAAGGUAUUACAGCCACGAAGAGAUCAUCAACUAUAUUGAUGACCUGGCUCAGCGUUAUCCCAAGAGGGUAUACGUGAAGACCGUGGGCUGGUCGUAUGAGAAACGAGUCCUGAAAACCAUCACCAUCACCAAUGGCGAUGGAAAAUUCGGAAAAAAACUGAUCUUCAUGGAUGGUGGCUUCCAUGCCAGAGAGUGGAUCUCACCAGCUGCUGUUCUGUAUGUUAUUGAUCAGCUGGUAGAGAAUUUCCAGGAGAAUGCUUACCUGCUGGAGGACUACGAUUGGGUGAUCCUGCCCUUGGUCAAUGCCGAUGGCUAUGAGCAUACCCAGACCGGAACCCUGGCCCGAAUGUGGCGCAAAACCCGUCAGCCAUAUAACUAUCUGGGACAGACGUGCUAUGGAGCCGACCCCAACCGCAACUUUGACUUCCAUUGGAAUGAGGAGGGUGCCUCGUCGAAUCCCUGCUCGGAUACCUAUGCUGGUCCCAAUGCCUUCUCUGAACCCGAAGCCGUAGUGGUCAGGGAUCUGAUGCAUUCGCUUUCGGAUCGCGGUAUUAUGUACCUCACGAUCCAUUCUUAUGGAAACUAUCUGCUCUACCCUUGGGGCUGGACAUCUGACCUCCCCGAUAACUGGCAGGAUCUAGAUGCUGUGGCUUCUACUGGUGCUGAGGCCAUCAAGAAUGCCACUGGCACUGUGUACACCUACGGAUCUUCUACCAAUGUCCUUUACAUUGCCGCUGGGGCCAGUGACGAUUAUGGCUACUAUGCCGGUUUCAAUGUGUCCAUUACCAUGGAGCUGCCAGGAGCUGGAAGCAUCGGGUUCAAUCCCCCAGUUACCCGCAUUGAGGAGUUUGUGACUGAGACCUGGAUUGGCAUUCGGGCCAUGGCCGAGAAGCUCUUCGAAUUAUAUUAAAAGUAACUUCAGAGUUCUCAAUGAUAAUAUUUCAAAGUAGUAUUUGAGAAUAAAAAACUUAUCACAUUUCUUUUAAA
Drosophila ananassae is the source of this 1389-nucleotide messenger RNA. RefSeq names its product carboxypeptidase B. Gene Ontology annotation, biological process: proteolysis. Gene Ontology annotation, molecular function: metallocarboxypeptidase activity; zinc ion binding. The transcript has 3 exons. The record is from RefSeq and is a predicted model, not a curated record. NCBI's taxonomy places the organism in Eukaryota, Metazoa, Arthropoda, Insecta, Diptera, Drosophilidae. The coding region runs from base 35 to 1312 and encodes 425 amino acids.